Equus quagga is the source of this 2915-nucleotide messenger RNA. It is a transcript of the gene USP26, whose product is annotated as ubiquitin specific peptidase 26. The transcript has a single exon. Gene Ontology annotation, molecular function: cysteine-type deubiquitinase activity; cysteine-type endopeptidase activity. Gene Ontology annotation, biological process: G1/S transition of mitotic cell cycle; protein deubiquitination. The record is from RefSeq and is a predicted model, not a curated record. The coding region runs from base 1 to 2754 and encodes 917 amino acids. Gene Ontology annotation, cellular component: cytosol; nucleus. NCBI's taxonomy places the organism in Eukaryota, Metazoa, Chordata, Mammalia, Perissodactyla, Equidae.
AUGGCUCCUCUAAUUGUACAUGGCUUUGCCCAAAUAUGGAGUGGGAAUAUUAGGAUGUCUAAGACGAAAGAAGCAUACAUUCGAACAGUGGAAGAGAAGAAGAAAGUUAUUCUGGUGGUCUCUUUUAACACUGGAGAAUAUACAACUUUUCAGCUAGUUAAUAUUAAAAAUGUGGUCUUUAGAUCCUAUGGAGAAAACGAAAAUCAGCUGAAUUUAAUUUUCCAAAAUGAUGACUUCUUAUUUAUUGAAAAAUUAUCCUUGAGAGAUGGUAAAGAGUUGAAGAUGUUCCUGGAGAGUUUCCGUAAAAAUAAUCAACUACCCAUGAGACCUGAUAGGGUUGGGGGUGUCUUUGCUAGCAGGACAAUACAGAAGGAAAUUAACAAAACUUCAUUUCACAAAGUGUGUAAGAAGUCAAGUAGUGGAUCUUAUGAGACAGGAGAAGGAACUGGAAUACCUGACCUCCAGAAGAUGCCUUUGUUUACAUCAAAAUUACCAACACGUACCUGCGAAGAGUUAUUAGAAAAUCGAUGUGAGAAAGGGAAAAGGAAACUAUCGUCUGCUUCAGAGACGAAUGAGGACAUCCCAAAACAGAGUAACUCCAUCAGAAACAAGAAAUCCAAGACAAGUCUCUUGAGGUAUGUAAGCCACAAUGAGAAGAAAAAAUUGAGGUUAAAAGAGUCGCGAGAGAAUAAGAAAUGUGGAUUUUCACUCAAGAGCAAUUUCACUGGAAACCCCUACAUAGAUGGCACUAGUCUUCCCCGAAUUCUGUAUCAGAAAAUGUAUUUGGCAUUUCUUUUGGAACCAAAGUAUAGUGAGGAUGAGCCAGAGUGGCAGAAACUCAAGAUGAGCUUCGAAAUUUACCCAAAAAAAGUAUGGGAAGGCCUUCCCAAUUUGGGAAACACCUGUUACAUGAAUGCAGUUUUACAGUCCCUAUUUUCGAUUCCAUCAUUUGCUGAUGAUUUGCUCAAUCAGGGUUUCCCAUGGAGUAAAAUUCCCCUUGAUGUUCUUAGCAUGUGCUUGGCACAGCUGCUUGUUUUGAAAGAUAUUUAUAACAUAAAAAUCAAGGAGAAGUUACUUAUGAGUAUUAAAAAGAUCAUUUCGGCAGUUGCAAAGAUAUUCUCUGGCAACAUACAGAAUGAUGCUCAUGAGUUUUUAGGUCACUGUUUAGAUCAGAUGAAAGAGAACAUAGGAAGAAUAAACACUAUUUGGAAGGCUAGAAUUGAAUCUGAGGAAGAAAACUCACCUCAACAGGUUUUUGCUAGCAGUGCUGCCACCGAAGUGCUCGUUUGUCCUGUCGUCACGAAUUUUGAGUUCGAGUUGCUGCGCUCUAUUAUUUGUAAAGCCUGUGGUAGAGUUGUUCUCAGGACAGAAGUGAAUAAUUAUCUCUCUGUCAACCUUCCCCAGGGACCAAAAGCAGUUCCUUCAUCUAUUCAAUCUACUUUUGAUCUUUUCUUUGGAGUGGAAGAGCUUGAGUAUAAAUGUGAGAAGUGUGAGCACAGGAGAUCUGUUGCAGUGCACAAAUUCAGUAGGCUACCCAGGGUCCUUAUUAUUCAUCUGAAACGCUAUAGCUUUAAUGAGUUUUGCUCAUUAAGGAAGGAUGACAAGGAAAUCAUUAUUUCCAAAUAUUUGAAAUUGUCUUCUCAUUGCAAUGAAAGUACCAAACCACCUCUUCCCUUGAACAAGAAUGCACAUAUUAGGGAUCUCCAAAUCUUAAAAAUCUUUCAAAAGAUACAUUCUGAAGCCAUCAGUUCAUUGACAGCUUCAACGAAGUUGACCUUGGAAUCCAAGUCUUCCCUGACUCCACAUGCUGGAUCAGGCAAAGAGUCUGAAUCACAAAAAUACCAAAUUCUCAAUAAAGGAACAAGCAGAGAACAGCAGCAAAAAGACCUGGGAAAAUAUUCUAAACUGAAUAUAAUAGAGUCCAAAUUGUUAAACUCGGGGCAUGGAACAAUCAUUGAAAAAGAGCUGUUAGCAGCUAGCUUAAUGAUGGGUCUGGAAGACACCUCCUUUUCUCUGACCCAUGAAGGGGAAGGUAAAUCUCACAGUGGUCCAGAUACACGUGUUCAUCCUCAGGAAGUGCUUGAACAUCUUAAACUAAAGAAAUAUGAGAAAACCCGUAUGUUUGUAGAUUUUGAGAGUGCCACCGAGACUACUAAAGAUUUUUCUGAAGAUAAAAAAGCCAGAAUUCCAGAAGGAUACCCAAAAGUGGCUAAACAGAUCCAGCAGUGUAAAAGGAUGAGAAUCUAUGAACAAGCCCUUCGGCAGGCACUGCUUGAAAGCCUUCCAGAGCCAGAUGCCCAGUGGCACACGGAGAAGCUUAGAAGACCUACAGAAGUAACUCUCCAGGAGGCCAAUGUGAGUUCCCUAGGUGCAUUGGGUUCCAAUAAAAACCCUGGAAACAAAGACGUUUUAGAUAAGGAGAAGACAGAAACCAAAGCCAAGAAACCAAAAAGAAAUGCCGAGAUCAGAGACAGACAUGCCUAUCAACUCAUUGGUGUGGUCAGCCAUCUCGGGCAGACCCCAGAUUCAGGCCAUUAUAUCAGCGAUGCCUAUGACUUUGAGAGACAAGUCUGGUUCACUUACAAUGAUCUGCAGGUAUCAAGUAUCCAAGAGGCUCUGAUGCAGGAGGCUAGGCUUUGCACAGGGUACAUCUUCUUUUACAUGCACAAUGAGAUCUUUGAAGAGCUGUUGGGAAGGGAAGAGAAGUUCCGGUCUAGUAACGCAAAGGCAGGGGAGACCCCUCAGGGGGAAUAAGAAGAACAGACUCCUGGCUGCACAGAUCUGCUUGACUGCCUCACUGGCUACCACUUCCUCCAUGGAAGGAUAACUUCCAUCUAGCCAAUGAUGAAGAGGCAGUUAGCAUCCGGGGGCAAAGUUCAAGCAGAAACACUUAUGGAGAAAUCUCCAUUCUAACC